Molecule: messenger RNA, 801 nt
Organism: Penicillium digitatum Pd1
Lineage: Eukaryota; Fungi; Ascomycota; Eurotiomycetes; Eurotiales; Aspergillaceae
Source: RefSeq, a predicted model, not a curated record
AUGGACUCUUCGUCCAUAACCUCUAAUACCCCCAACUCCUCCCCCUACUUCAAUUCUCUCCUCCGUCGCCGCCAACAAAAGAAAAUGAGUAUCACUCAAACAUACUACCUCGCCCACACCGCCCGGAAGAAGCUCACUCGUGAAGCUUCCCGGGCAGACCACGACCUGCGCCUGCUCGUUGGCCACGCAAACCUCCUCGACUCGCUGAUGUUCGACCUCGCCGAUGCUGAGCGUGAACAAGAACGCUGGUUCAACCACACUGUCAGCGGAGCCACCAAGGCUUCCUCUUCUUCUACUUCUUCUCGUCCCCACAUUCAAUGGGCUUCGACGGUGGUCGAAGAGCCCGAGGAGGACUGGGACCCGGAGGAUGCGUCCGAUAUGGACUCCGAAAUCAGCGACAGCGACGACUCCGACUACGACGAAUCUGAAUUCGUCGUCAACACUCCUCCUGUACGCCGCCGCGCUCCAUCGCCGGCGGCCCACUUUCAAGAGGACCUGCUGGAGGAGGAUGACGAUGGCGAUGACACUGACUCGGACUUUGAAUAUGACGAUUCGGAGGAUUUGGAUGAGCUGAGCUUGACUCGCUCACCCUCACGACAGUCGCCACCUGAACUCGCCGAUUCAGACGGAGAGUCCGAGGAUGAGGCGACACCGCCCUCCCCACCCCAGCCUACGCUGGAGAUUUUUGACAAAAAGGAGCCUGCAACUACGGCCAUUGCCUUGGCAGGCUCUGAUCAACCCCACCUUUUUGAGCAAGGAUAUUUUGGUACACAAGAGCAGACCAUGAUCGAGGCUUACUGA